AUGAGCAGAAGGAAUCGAAGGGGUAACAACAACAAUCAAGACCUUGAUUUGAAGCUGAAUUUGUCACCGCCACCGGCGAGGGUGGUUGGUGGAGCAGCAGCAGCAGCAGAUAUAAGACGACACAGGAUGUCAACGUCAUCAUCAGAUGACUCGCCACCAAGAUCAUGUGUUUCGUCUGAAGAAAGCCUCAAGUACGCCAGCAGCCCUGAAACUACUUCCAUGGUCUUGGUUGGUUGUCCAAGGUGUCUUAUGUAUGUCAUGUUGUCUGAAGCUGAUCCUCGCUGCCCCAAGUGCAAGAGCACCGUCCUCCUUGACUUCCUUCGCAACAACAACGAUGACAACAACAACAGCAACAGCAACAACAACAAUAACAACAUCCGCAACCGCAGCCACAACAACUAA
Chenopodium quinoa (quinoa) is the source of this 402-nucleotide messenger RNA. RefSeq names its product homeobox protein 6-like. NCBI's taxonomy places the organism in Eukaryota, Viridiplantae, Streptophyta, Magnoliopsida, Caryophyllales, Amaranthaceae. Bases 1 to 402 code for a protein of 133 amino acids. The transcript has a single exon. The record is from RefSeq and is a predicted model, not a curated record.